Molecule: messenger RNA, 2561 nt
Organism: Medioppia subpectinata
Lineage: Eukaryota; Metazoa; Arthropoda; Arachnida; Sarcoptiformes; Oppiidae
Source: the annotation of a GenBank genome assembly
UUAAGAAACAAAACAUUUGUUUUCUGUCUUCAAAAUCGAUGACCGCUUCUCAUCUGUGAGUCAAAACUCGUCAGUCAUUUGUCGCCACUCGUGAGCCAACCCUCUCGCGGACUAAUACAUGCUUUGGUUGUCAUCGUUGGCCACCGCUUCCCGAAGACUACGCGAGUGUCUCAACACGUGUUUGGAUCCAUAGAGACAAUCGUUGGACUCAUUCCACACUUGAAUUGCAAUUGAAAUCCAGUAAUGGAUUCAAUUCGGACUCCGUUUGGCGGCCAAGACAUGGGCUUCAAUUGGUCUGAUGUGACCCAAGACUUCUGGAAAGCGACUGAAGAGCUGAGUUGCGGUCAGUUAUUACACGACGAGUUGUUUGGUUUGUUUGAAGCCAUGUCUGCCAUAGAGAUGAUGGACCCGAAAAUGGACGCCGGAAUGGUCUCCAAUCAGACCAACAAACAGGUCCUCAAUUUGGAUCAAUCCAUAAAAGCCAACAAAAUUAAGUUAAAGGACUUCACACUCGAAGAACAGUUGGGUAUCGUUGACGAGACCCUCUCAUCGAUGGUUACGUGGUUUGAAGGCCACUCAUUGGCUCAGACCGUCUUCAUUAACCUCUAUCUCCACAAUCCGUCACUCAUUGGCGAUAAAACCAUUCGAGUGUUUAGUCUAAUUGUUCUCAAACUCAUUGAUUUGAUCCGUGAGUUUGUCUCGAAGGCCAACGUCUUCGAAGAGGAAGACUUUCAGCCAAUGGUUUACGGCUACCAAUUGGCCACCGAUUUGAGUGAUUCGAAGGCCUCGUCGCUGAUGAGGGAAGUGGAGGAAGAAUUGUCUAAAAAAGUGAAGUCUCUUCAAAGAGCUGUCGAAAAAUCCAGUGAAUCCGAAGCCAAUAGACACGACGUCGAGUGCCAUCGACUCACUUCUGGUCUCUAUUUUCGGAUCAAAUUCUUUAGAAAUCUUUUCCAAACAUUGAAUACAUUAAAGAAAGAGACGUUUAGUAAAACUAAUCGAAAAUUGAGCGCAAAUUUUGAGAAACAAUUAGUAGAAGACAUUGAAAAGUACUUAAAUCAAUGCAAUGAAGCGAUCGCUUCGUGGAAAGACACCAUCGAUUGCGGUGUAAAACCGGAAUCGAGUUCCACGAGCGGACAUAGAGCUGAUUACCCGACUAUUAUAGGCUUUGAGCCACUCGUUAAUCAACGCUUACUUCCGCCCACUUUUCCGCGCUAUACAAAAAUGAAGAGCCGAUCCGAAGCCCUGGAAUUCACGCUUCAAUUGUUGCAUCGGUUGAGACGUGUGUCCAAAGUAUACGAGUGCUCCUCAUAUGAGAGUGCGUUAGAGUUCUUCAACGACUUCAGCCAAAACAUUCCCUCUUCGUGUGUACUCUCGCGUUCAAUACUACAGGUCCUGUAUUUACCGCAACCGUGUCUAGUGUUUGGUGUGACACAUAUGGCGCAAGUGGUGCGCGAGUCGUGCAAACAGUUUAUCAAACCGCCCUCUCUUACCACCAAAAGCGUCCAAAUCAACAGCAAUCCCAACGCUAAGGAACUGUUGGAGAACUUCUUCCAGCGGGCGGUGCGGCCGAUGGCCUCAUUGACACAGAUCUGCGGCCACAAUAGAGCGCGUCAGAGGGAAAAGUUGGCUCAGAUUCUCGAAGAACUCACUGCACUCCAGGACGAGGCCGACAAAGUGGACAACUAUUUGAAUGCAUUGACACAGAAAAGUGAUCCGCAAACCAGUCAUUUGGGAUAUUAUAGCACUUGGGUUUUGUAUCACAUCCUAAGAGUUAUGACACAAUACCUUCUCUCGGGCUUUGAAUUAGAGCUCUACUCUCCACACGAAUAUCAAUACAUAUUCUGGUAUUUGUAUGAGUUUUUGUACGGAUGGAUAGUCUCGACACUCAAUCGGGCCAGUAAUCUGAUCCUCGAACAGGAGGCCAUCGCCGAUCAAAUUCAACAGCAAUUGAAAGGCAAGAGUAAGAAAUUCCGUAUUAAGAAACGCAAACAAAGGCCACACUACCAACACAUACUUAUAUACCAAUCGCUACAACAUCUCAACAAUGGUUUCUAUAAAGCCAUUUGUGGCUUCAAAUUAGAUAACAAACUACCGGUCCCUCAGUCGGCACUCAAUAGCGAACAACUGCGAUAUGAGCACAGGUUUAUGCCGUUUCGCAGUAUAAUAGCGCCGCCGCCCGUCCCGUACCACCAAUUCAAAGAUAUGACUAGCAAUGUAUGGCAACAAACCUCUGGUGAACUCUAUUUGAUGUCUUGUAAAAGCUUCCAACAAACAAAGGCUUUACUCGAAACUAUAACUGAUCCCAAACAAGAAGUCUCGUCUUAUAUUAAAAUAGCGAAAACUAAUUUCGUUGUAAUGAAACUCUUACUGAGUGGACAUCAAAUGGACUCUCAGAAAUGUCCAGAAUUCGACUUUUCGGUCAAUCCAUACUUUCCGUUAAUAAGUAUUUAUAAGAAAUGAAUUUAUAUACAAAACAUUUUAUCAAAUUUUAGUAGUUAUUUAUUUAUAAAUUAAUUCAAAGAUAUACAUCCAUUGCAAUAAUAAAAUAAUAUAGAAAUUAA